AUGCUCAGAAACUCAUUUGUCAAACGGCCGCUUAGCUCUCUGAGACCAUUGUCUGCAAGAUCUCCCUCAUUGAAUCUGUUCGCCAUGGCCUCCCGCAACUAUCACUUCCCCGCAAAUCACCCUAUUCUUUCCAAACUUGCGGCUCAUCCUGAAAAUGCAGUUGCCAUCCGUCACGUUCCCUCCGGAAAUGCCUACACAUAUGGACAGAUGCUACGUGACAUUGGCUUCUGGCGCGAAAAGUUCCAGGAGCUGACCGGCGUAUCCGAUAAGGCUGGGCCCACCAGUACCAGUGCACGUAUUGCUAUUAUGGGUGAAAACUCAUAUCAGUUUGCCGUCAUGUUCUACGCCGCUCUGGCCCUGCCAAAUACUCUUGCUGUCCCUCUCUGUACAAACCAUACUGCUGCAGAGAUUGAGUAUCAGCUCAACGACUCGCAGGCCGAGAUUGUCGUCACUCCAGUUCGGUUUCUCCCUAAAGUCGAGCAGUUUGCAAAUGAAGCUGUCAAAACAACCGAUGGCGCUGAAAAGUCACGAAAAGUCUUGACUUUUGAACAACUCCAGCCAGAACCAGCAAAGACAAUCAAAGAACCAGUCGAGUUUUCAGAUAGUGUGUCUAGCAGCGGUGCUGGCUACAUGCUCUACACUUCUGGCACAUCUGGUAAACCUAAGGGCGUUGUUACCCCUCUGUCAACAUUUACUGCUCAAGCCAAGGCUCUUUCUGCAGCAUGGGAAAUCGAUAAUACUACUAAUUUCCUUCAUACACUUCCCCUCCACCAUGUCCAUGGCGUGCUGAUUGCCCUAACUCUUUCUGUCUUGGCUGGUGGCCGUGUCGAGUUCCUUUUCCCCUUCAAGCCUGAUUCUCUGCUGCAUCGUCUUGCUGGUACAGAUGUAUUUGACGUUCUUGCAUCUGGUGAGCGUGUGCCAUCACCCCCCAUUAACACAUACACGGCUGUUCCCACAAUCUACACACGUCUAGUCACAUUUCUGGAUGAUCCUGCUAAUACCGAGUUUUCUGCUUCUCCAGCCCUUAAGCAAGGUAUCCGUAACCUCCAAUUGGCCAUGUGCGGCUCCGCUGCUCUUCCAGAUCCUCUGCGAUCGUCUUGGGACCGUGUUACUGAUGGUGCAGUCCCAUUGCUCGAGCGUUAUGGUAUGACUGAAACAGGUAUCACUCUUACUCAGCCCCUCGAGCCUUCCAAGCGUGUUGGCGGUACUGUUGGUAAGCCAGCACCUUCAAUUGUUGCACGUGUAAUGGAUAUUAAGAACGGAAACAAGAUUUUGUAUCAAAGUGGUGACGGCGGGUUUGACAGUCCAGCUGUAAUUCGUCCGGAUACCAUUGUGGAGGGUGAUCUUGUCAUGGGUGGUCCUACCGUUUUCCAGAGCUACUGGAACAAGCCACAAGCCACUAAGGAAACUUUUCUGGAGCAAAAAUCACCUGAGGACGAGCGUUGGUUUAUCACUGGCGAUGUUGCGCGAUAUGAUCCCCAAACUGAUACCCUGUCAAUUCUAGGCCGCUCGUCAAUGGAUAUCAUCAAGUCUGGAGGUGAAAAGCUUUCCGCACUUGAAAUUGAGCGUGAGAUUUUGGGUAUUCCACAGGUGGCUGAGGUCGCUGUUGUGGGCGUUCCAGAUGCUGAGUGGGGUGAAGUCGUGACUGCCAUUUUGGUUUUGAAGCCUUCAUUGACUGAACAACAAAAGAAGGAAUUUACGCUAUCAUAUCUAAAGGGUGAGCUUAAGAAGAAGCUUGCUGGUUGGAAAAUACCCAAGAAAAUGCUUGUGAUUGACAAGAUUCCUCGAAACCAAAUGGGCAAAGUGAACAAGAAGUCUUUGGUCAAAACUUUUUUCCCCCAAGAUUCAAAGCUUUAA
Magnusiomyces paraingens is the source of this 1857-nucleotide messenger RNA. RefSeq lists its product as uncharacterized. The transcript has a single exon. Lineage: Eukaryota; Fungi; Ascomycota; Dipodascomycetes; Dipodascales; Dipodascaceae. Bases 1 to 1857 code for a protein of 618 amino acids. Gene Ontology annotation, molecular function: medium-chain fatty acid-CoA ligase activity. The record is from RefSeq and is a predicted model, not a curated record. Gene Ontology annotation, biological process: fatty acid metabolic process.